GUUGUCUUUGCCUCCGUCGUCCCCUACUCACUGCAAUGGUUAGCUGCUGCUGAAGAAGACGUCCAAUGGCGUCGGGGCAGCAUUCGCGUCCCUUGCAGUGGCCGUGUCCAAUGAAACGACGUGUGCACCACCUACGACAAAGUGCAAGCCUCAAAAGCAUCACUUCGCCUGCUUCGGAUGGGUGCCGACUGGACACUGUUCUUUGUCGCUGUUGUUUAAUCUGCCACCCCUCCAUCCGGGUUCCGACAUUCUGUGACCAUCACCUGCUUGCAUCGGUCUUGCCUACUCUUUUUGCGCAAGGCCCUUGGUAGCGAUCGUCGUAUGGUUACGCUCGACGGAACACGUGUGUUCAUCCGUAGGCGCUUCGCGGCGGACUUCCUGGUAAACCAGCAUUGUCGACCCUACCUAUAUGUACCCUAACGCUUUCUCCGUUUGCAUCUCGUGAACUCUCGCUACUAACCUUCAAGCCAUAUCGCUCAAUCAUGCGCACUUCCUACGUGCUCGCCUUGUUGCUCGCGCCGUUGGCGGCACAAGCAGUCAACAUCGUCCUCUCCAACGACGAUGGAUGGGCAGAAAAGAACAUCCGCGUCUUCUUCGAUGCGCUCACGGCAGCUGGUCAGAACGUAGUCAUUUCCGCGCCGGCGGAGAACAAGUCUGGAACAGGUUCUUCAGAUGCAACGCCUUCGCCUGUUGGCAGCAGCGGUUGCGAAUUUGACUCGUGCCCCGCGAACUCACCCGCCAUUGGCUCGAACUCUUCGGAACCUCGCUUCAACUACGUCAACUCAUACCCCGUCACGUCCAUGCGCUACGGGAUACAAAACCUGACAAGUGUGCUUGGUGGGAGUGCGGAUCUGGCUGUCGCGGGAUUCAACGUAGGAGCGAAUGCAGGGGCAACAGUUUUGAUCUCCGGCACAGUAGGCGCAGCAACGGAGGCGUCGAAGUUGGGUGUGCCAGCCAUUGCCUUCUCCGGUAGCACCGGCUCACAGGUCGCAUGGAAUACGGCGACGCAAACGUAUCAGCAAGUUUAUGCCGAUCUUUCUACAAACGUUACGGACACACUGAUCAAAUCCGGAAAGCCAUAUCUGCCGGAUAACAUCUGGCUGAACGUGAACUUCCCAAAGGUUGACUCGAGCACGUGCAGCUCGACAAGCGAGUUCAAGUUUGUCUUGUCACGGAUAUACCCAGGUUUGGGUGGCGACGUGGAAACCUGUGGCGGAACCUCCCUUCCUUCUGAAUCCUCAGUUAUCGGUGCCAGCGGUUGCUACGCAAGUAUCAGCGUUGCAAACGCCGACACAAAGAGCGACGUAGACUCCUCGACGCAAAAGGUCGUCCUGGACAAACUUAGCAGCAUCUUGUCAUGCCUUCCGUAAGUACUAACAGCACAGCGCGCGAGCUUGGCACGUCCAGAGCCUCUUUCUAUGAAUAGCAUUUUGACAUAAAUCGUUGUACGUAGAACAAAUAGUACUAGUGCAUCUGCAUCGUCAACAUCGACAAGUUCGUCCACCUCAGCCAGUCACACUUCUGCGGGAAAUCAGAACGAAAUCAAAUUCGCUUCUUUCGCAACAGCGCUUGGGGCGUUCGCAUUUGGUCAAUUCAUCAUGUAAUGGAAUCUUGUCCGAGUUGUCUGCAAGCGGUGGGAUCUACACCGGGGAGAAGAGUCUGGCAAGUGAAUUCAGGACGGAGCUCCAGCACGUGGGAAACUCGAUCGGACAAAAUCAUCGAAAGAGGAAGGACAUUUCAGUUAUACUUGUAUCAUGCACGCACGCACACCCUGCCCAGCAUGGCUUGGCAGACCGAGAGCAAAGAGUCCCCUGCCAGGAAAAAAAAACAUAAAAGUGGGUGGAGGAAUAUACAACUGCAAAGCCCAUUAUUCACGAAUCAAUCUGAAUGGAGCCUCAAGCCAUGAAUGGCGAGGCAUCUGACAUUCUAUUCUAUGUUUAAGUCUUGGAGACACGCUGGCCAUUAAUGAGAGAAUGCUGUCUUUCCCC
Molecule: messenger RNA, 1988 nt
Organism: Verruconis gallopava
Lineage: Eukaryota; Fungi; Ascomycota; Dothideomycetes; Venturiales; Sympoventuriaceae
Product: 5'/3'-nucleotidase SurE, variant
Exons: 2
Coding region: 483-1370 (295 amino acids)
Molecular function (GO): nucleotidase activity
Source: RefSeq, a predicted model, not a curated record